CCCCUCUCGCGCUCAGUCUGCGUGCUGUAGCCCUGCUGUGCGGUCCUCUCAGUCCUCUGUCGAAGCACCGAAGGGAGGAGGAGCCACCGUCUCUGUACACACACACACACACACACACACACACAUUCCCAUACUCACAUAGACACACACGCUCUGACAUCUCGCAUCAUCUCUUCUGCACGCUCACUGUAAGCACCAGCAAAGCCAGCCAAGCCAGCCAGCCAGCCAGGCCCAUUCGGAGCAGGAGAGCCCAACAGACUCGUCGCCCAAAAUGGAUGUACUGAUGAAGGGGUUCUCCAUGGCCAAGGAGGGGGUGGUGGCCGCUGCGGAAAAGACCAAAGCUGGCAUGGAAGAGGCGGCAGCCAAGACCAAGGAAGGGGUGAUGUAUGUAGGUAAGACAUCUCAUCUGUGGAGCUGCACUGAGUCUCAUAAACGAAAUUUUGAUGAUUUUUUUUUGGGGUGGGGGGGGGAGAAGGGUUUGUUUGUUUUUUUAAGUCAGCGCACCUGCGGUUGCAUCGUCUGCUUUUUGAGGUGGGGUCCCACGGGUGUCCACGUCUGGGACCCUUGUAAGAAGUGACAGGAACAGAGGGAGGAGGAGGAGGAGGAAGGAUACUGCUGCAGGACUGGUGCAGGGGCAGAGGGUGGGGGUCUGAUGGAGCGAGGAGGGGGUAUUCGACUGAGAAGAGGGUGGAAAAAGUUGUAAUUCGGUCAAAAAAAGAGCUAAAAAAGAAAAAGAGAGGAGUGGGGUGGUGAAGCGGUAUUCUGCAGGAUCCCGUGAUGGCGCUGCUCCGUGAGGUUAUCAGCUGUCCUAUUUUAUUCAUACUGUGGAGCAGUUUAGAGGGACGUCCUAUGGUGGACUCAAUGCAGUGGUUUGGUCGCUGUAACUACUGAGUACAUCUACCUUUUUAAAAAUUCAGAGGCUGACCUAUAUUUAAAACCGCACGUCUUCUUACAUAUCUACCAAAACGAUGUCUAAAGGCACCACAGAAACCUACACGAUAAUAUGUCACCUUUUUGAAAUAGCCAGAAAUGAUGAAUUCGUAUCGGAGGCUUUGUGGACAUGCUGUUCUUUUCAUGCAGUCUUACAUUAGCUGAAGCAGCUAAUGCGUCACAGCUCAAGGUUACCCCGAGUAGCAGGCUUUUAGGGCCGCUUAGAAGGGAGGGGAGGGGGGGUAGUAAAAGUAGCAGGGUGGGUGAGGAGUCGGUGGAGUGGAAGUCUCAUUUCCUUUCAUUACUCUGAUUGAUGACGUGAAAAUCUGAGUUAUGCUGAAAAUGAUCUUUUUUAAAUGCGAGUCACAAACAGGGGGAUGGAGAGGGGGAGGGAGGGGAAGCGAGAGGAAGGGAUCACUUUUGCGCAGCAGUAGUUAGCUGUCCCGUGACCCCCCCACCCUUCCCCCUUGGAUGUGUGUUGUAGGACUUUGCCUGCCAGUUGUGUUGCUCUGAUGACUAACCAUCUUCCUCCCCCACAGCUCUGAAAAUAUCAACCCUCACUAACACCACUAUCACCACCCCUCCCAGGGAAGGACGUAGGGAUGCAUGGAAGGGGGGGAGAGAAUGGAAGAGAAAGAGAGAUGGAGGGAGAGAGAGGGAGGGGGUGUUAUGUCAGGAAAAGGCUCUGAGCUUCUGGCUUGUGGAUGAACAGAUGGAGGGACAGAGAAAAAGAGAGAGAGUUGGAGGGACAAAGGUAAAGAGAAGCACACAGAGGACAGAGAGAGGAAGAGGAGAGGGGUUGUGAUCGCUGAAGUGAGGAGGGUCAAUGGCUCUGAUAAAACACUGUAUCUGCCUGGAGCAGAGCGCAGACGUCAGGAUGAAGCGUAGGUCUGCAGGCCGACAUCACCGACAGGCCAAACCUGAACAGACAGAGUGACGUGGACAGUGAUUUAAUAAAACAUGAACCACUCCACACUAAAAAAUUCUAGUAAAGGUUGUCGUCACGAGCUUUCUGACUGGAUUUAGUUUGAUAUUUAGUAUUUUUUCAGGAUGUUUUUUGAAUUCCAUGAACAUUUUAUUUUACAACAUUUGGUAAAUUCUCUAAAAAUCUAAUUUCUCACACAUUUCUAGCUGCUAAUUUUCUGUACUAAUAUUUAAUAUUUCCAGAAUUAUAUUUUUGUUUUUGCUUCCAUCUUCUUAUCAUUCAUAUCCUUUUUAAUCACUCCUAGAUUUCUGCUUUAUAUCUCCCUCGUACGUCUUUCUUCUCACAUGUAUUUGUCAGAUGCAUCUGUGUAAGCAGUGUCUCUCUGUGUGUCCGUGCACAUGAAUGUUUUAGGACGUUCGGUAAAUCUUUUACAUCACUGCAAACACAUGCACUGAAUACCAAUGUUCAUUAUGUAUGGGACAUAUCCCAGCUUUCACUUGACCAGGAAAGCAAAAGCACAAUCCUCCACUGGAAGAACCAAUCACAGCCUUGAUUUCUGCUCGAUUAAUACAUUAUUUCAUAACAGAAAAAGGCAUUUGCGCUCUAAUCUGUGCAAUCUUCGUUAAUUGAUGUGAGCCUUGGAUUAUCGUUCUCACUAAAUCUUGCAACACCUGGAAUUGUAUCUGCUGGAAUCUCUAUUAACAUUAACAUUAAAAAACAAAUAUGAGGUGUAAUAAUAGGAAGAGGAAUGUAGUUUCACAGAUACAGCCUGAUGUUGGCGUUCAGAUUGUGAUGGUGGGAGAGGGAUCAGCACAGGCUUACAUACAGAUAUUCACAGUGACACUCAGGGGGCUCCCUCUGCUGACUGGGAGAAGCUGUGUCAUUGUUGUGUGUGUGUGUGUGUGUGUGUGUGUGUGUGUGUGUGUGUGUGUGUGUGUGUGUGUGUGUGUGUGUGUGUGUGUGUGUGUGUAUUGGGCUGUACUGCAGCACUGCUCAGUACUCAGGCACGUGGCUCAUGUAGCACAGGGAGCGUGCAGAGAGCAGGAGGAGAGCAGGAGACGGAGCGAAGAAGGCUGGAUGCAGGAGGGCAGCAUCUGUGUUAACAAGCCAAAAGGAGGACAGUCAGAGUGCGAAAAAUCAUAUGAUCCGGCAGAAUCAUUCUUUAUUUUUUCACCAGUUUUUCCCCAUCCCUCCUUUCAUAUACAGCAGAUAAUUCUUUCCUUCCAUCCAUUUAUUCUGCCAGAUUAUAUAACCACAAUUUAAUCUGCUUGGGAUCAUAAUGAAAUGAGCGCGGUGCUGCUGUUCAUAGCCUUUUCUCAGAUUAGACGAGUCCAUGAAACGCUCAUUUUUUAAUACAAAUGAACUAAACAGAGCCCUUAAACUCCAUCUCCUGGUUCUCAAUCUUGAAAGCAGUAAACUGAGAAAUCCAAGCAAGCAAAAAAAACUGUUUCUUUUUCAAGAAGGACCUUACAAUAAGAAGAGCUUGUAAUGCAUUUUCAGAAAGAUCGACAUAUACAGCUGACUUAACACUUCUGGAGACACAUCCCUGGGGCGAUAGCAGCUUAGAAAUGUUUCCAACAUAAGGGACACGCACAUGGUAUAACCUGGACUGACUUUGUAGAAUAAGCGGAUGUAACUUUAUAUGUUUAUUUUAGAACUUCAAGCAAAAUCCUCGUAAAAACACCACCAUGUAUUUUGAAACAAAUUUUCAUUAAUUGGAAGCUGAUUUAUCCAGUAAUACAACUAUGUUGUUAGUAGGGCCUGACCAAUAUGGAUUUUUUUAUGAAGUUAUAAAAAAUAUAUAUAUUCUGUAGACAUCUACAGUAUACUACAUACUGUACGUACACUGUAAGCUACUGCUCUUCACGUCAAUAGGAAGACCGACUGAUCAAACUCGGACCAGAAAAGCGUUUUCAACUACCAUCGGUGCCACUGCGUCUUAACUCACGUUACUCAUUUCUGGUCCGGUCUCAUCUGGAGACACGCAGCUGUCUCAGUAAGAGAAGUAGCUCGAUCACAUAAUGUGUACUGUUGUUUAUUCUACCGUUACUGCCAUGGCUAACAGUUUAGCAAGGCUAAUAGCAGAUGGCUAACUCUAACUUUAGCUUGCAUUUUACAUGGUGCUUCACCGUUGUGAAAAUUAGUCUCAAACGGGCUAAAAUUGGCCGAUUUAAUCGUCUCGUCGAUAAAUCGGUCAGGCCCUUGUUUUUAGCUAUUUUUAUAACAUUGACCAGACUAAAGACUGCAUCAGAUUAGGGCUGGGCAAUAAAACGAUAACAAUAUAUAUCGAAAAUUAGUCAAUGGUCAAUAUGAUUUUUGAUAAACGGCAUUCUGCCAUGUUUUGGUAGACUAUACGAAUAGCCAAUGAAAAGGGGAGUUGCUCCGGGUCCGCUUCGUGCUGAACCAAUCAUGUGCUGAAUUAGAACCAAGUAGCGAACAACUGCGUAGUAACAGGCUGCAGCUGCACACAACCACAGCACUUUAACACGUGGAGCCAACACCAAUAAGCACUGUUAAAUUUCAUUUUUUAUAUCGUGAUAUAUAUCGAUAUCGACUGAUAUGAAAAAAUAUAUUGUGAUAAACUUUUUCCCAUAUCACCCAGCACUACAUCAGAGAACUUUAACCACCAUGGCACAAGUUAUCACGAAAAACCACAGACCAAUUACUGGACAAAGUGAACUCAUUAAAUACAGAUAAAUAAAAAUUGGUUCUUUUCACAUCUAGGACUGUUACAAAUUGAAGAUAAUGUUUUGAUAUUAAGAGUUUGCAUUAAAACUGAUUUUGAUCUGAUUUCUCUCUGACACUCAGGCAAUAAAACAAAGGAGGGAGUGGUGUCAUCAGUAAACACAGGUAAGGAUAUUUGGGAUUUUCUUACCAACUUUGUGGACCAAACAUCAUACUUAAAGACACAUAGGCAGCUGAAAAGACGAUAAAAUGAUAUUUCACCACAUAUCACCGUAUAUCUUAACCAUUUGUAUCAUUAAUGCUUUAACUGAUAUCAACAUUCAACCACUUCCGGGUUGUGAAAUAGCUUCAUUUACAAACCAGAAAGCUGCGUUCAAGAGAGUCAACUUGUUUCGAUUGUGUAAAAAGUGUCACUAACCCUCCUCUGCUGCGCCCCUCAGUGGCCAACAGGACCGUGGACCAGACCAACAUCGUCGGAGACACAGCCGUUGGCGCGGCUAACGAAGUUUCACAGGGAACCGUCGAGGGAGUGGAGAACGUCGCUGCGUCAACCGGCAUGGUCAACCAGGUCAGUCGACAUGGCAACACAAAGAAAGACAUGCAAUUUAGGAGAGGAUAUACGUUUUUUAUCCUUGAAAAAGUAGGUUUUAUCGCUUAUAAAGGCGUUAGAGAAACACGUCAGUGUGUAUUCUUUGGUUGGAUUUAGUGUUGUGUCGUUCGCGAACGAUUCGUUCAAAAUAACCGAAUCUUUGAAGUGAACGUACUGAACCGAAUCACCUCCUGGAGUGAUUCGUCCGCAUUGCCAGGCCAGCAGCCGGCGAGCGAGAGACCACAUGCACAGAUGCCUGAAUCACUUGGUGAACAAAUCAAGCAUUGAACUACACUCUCUGGAAUCAUUUUUGUUAACCGCUAAAUUGCCACCACAACAACUUGCAUACAAUAGGACACAGCAUGUAACAAGUAGUGCAUUAAACCCGCAGCAUCCUAUCACUGCAGUGGUUUGCGAGGGAAAGGUGUAAGUUCAGUUUGAAUUCUUCUAAAUGUUCGGUGAAUGAAUCACUCACCACCCCCAAUUUACUGAGCAGACCUGGUAAACGGCAUACCAUAGGACAGUACACUUAAAACAUCAUGACUAAUAAACAAGUUCAUUUUUACAAACCUGUUUGCCAAAGAAACUCAGCCAAACACUCUCGUCUCCCAGUCCCAGAAGCUCUGAAUUGAACUGAAUCCUAAAACGUUCAGCAGUAUCAGCUCAGGAGGUCAGAGUUGCAGGCCUCUCCCGUGAAAUGAUUCGGUGAUUUGGUGAAUCUUUUGAACGAAUCUUUUCAGUGAAUUGAUUCUAGUGAUUCAGUACCUAAAAGAACUGCCGUGCCCAUCACUAGUUGGAUUUAACCGGAAAAAGGAGACAGGUGUUAAUCUUUAUCAGCUACGCAUAUGGCGCCGACAUGUGGCUAAUGUUGGUUACUACCAUUUUUUAUUUAACGCACGAAUGAGGGUGGGAAAAUACAGAAGAUAGUUUCUAAACUUUUAAACUGCAUGUGCUUUUUUAUGGCUCCAAAAAACAUGAAAAUUGUUUCAGAAUAAAAAAAAGAGAAAAAAUUGAUUUUAAUUUUACAUAAAAGUUCUAACAUUAUAACAAGAGAAAAGCCAACUUGUAAUUUUUAUUUCUGAAGGAAAUACGACACUUGAUUACAGUCUCAGUGUUUAUCGUAGUUAACAGUUUUUAAAGUAAGCUGCAUUUACUGAGCAGUGAUUUAAGUCGUGUUGUAUUUCAAUCUAAAGCUGAUUCAAAAUUGACUUUUUCUUCAACUGUUCAAGUGUUUUUUCUUGAUAUAUCUGCUGUAUUUGUCUCUUUCAAUGAGCUCAGUUGCCAAAAAUAUUUCUUUGUUAGAUGACGUCUCAUCUAACUUUUGUGUGUGUGUGUGUCCUGCAUGUCUCUUUAAAACCUCCUUUGUGUCUUUUUUGUGUAUUAUUUCAUUUCGCUUCUGUCUUGUGUGUGGUAUUGUGCUGCUGUUGUUCUUACAUUCUGUUAUUUGUGUUGUUUGUGUCUCAUUUGUGUCUCUCUGAUAGGAGGAGCCUGUAUAUGAGGUGCCUAUUAGACAGAGCAUUGUGGGGUCAUAGGUCAUGCUGGAGUGGGCCGGAGUUAUAGAAAAAGACGGCAUAGCCUGCAUGCCAUAUGUACUAGGUUAUCAGUGAGUGCACCUGCGCAAUUUGAUCCAACAAAGCUGCAACGAACCUGCAGGACUUAAUGCUUGGAUUUCUUGCAGGAGUGCUGGAUUAGAUUAAAUGGUACAGGUGCAAGAAGUAACACUGUGAUAUCAUAUAUAAUAACAAACUAUCCGAGCCGACAGCAGAGAGCAUCAAGAGGAGGUGGAAGAAAUAGACACUGUUUUAGAAAUAAAGGAAUAAUCCAAGAUUGGAUCAUUGCUGGAAUAAAAGAUUUCUUAGACUGGAAAAAAAAAGCACCACAUCUUUUCAGCAGUUCUUUUUCUUAAUGUGAAUAAAUCCAACUUUUUUACUAUCCUCCUGAUGCUCACUGGUCAAAGAUUUAAGUAACGGUGAUACUAAAACUCUGCAUUUCUAAUCAUGAAGCCCUUCAGUGUAGCUUUAAAGAUAUUACCUGCUAUCCAGCACGUCAGAUAAGCUAAUAUGGAUUUAUUCAUGGCAUGUACGGAUGCAACAUCUUAAACCAGGUGAAGUUUCCUUUCCACUGUCACAUGCUGUCUGCCUCUAAUCUACUAACUGAGCCUGCAGGCGAGAGUUUAAGCAUGAUAAUAAGGGCUGAGUCAGCCGAGCAGCAUGUUCUUUGUAGGCUUAUCUACUUUAUAAUGUCAGAGACGGAGGAGAGCGAAAGCUAGACGGUCAUUGGUGCUUGAGGCUUUCUCCCCUGCCAUUACCCUUUCAUCAUCUUUGAUAACUCCACCCUUUUUUCAUUUCUGAAUUUGUUUUCGGUCUUUUUUCCCCUUGCAGGGAGAAUACGGAGGAAUGGAGGGUGGAGAGGGAGGAGAGGUAAGGGAGCAUGUUAGAGAUUAAAGGAGAGCAGUAGCAGCUCAGUCGAGUCAAAUAAACCUGUGAAAGAUUUGCUUUUCAUGCAGCAAUCAUGUUUUCAACAGGUGAAAAUAUUCAAAUACAUGUACAAAUACAUGCAUUUCUGUUUUGUCAAGUUUCAUACCUCUUAAGCUUUGUUUAAUUUGUUUUACAACAUUUGUUAUAUUCAAUAGUAGCAGAAACUACAAACAUCAACAUGAAGUAUUUCUGUUAAACUUGACUGAAAUAUCAUGACAAGUCUGUGAUAGGUAUUGUGGAAAUAAACCUCUAAAAUUGAUGUACAAAGAAAACAUAAGAUAAAAAAACAAGUUUUGCAAGUUUUGCAAGAUGACAACUUCAUUAAUGUCAUCUUGCUGAAUAACAUUAGUGAAGUUCAAGCUUGAGGAAUUACAAGUCUGUGUCAACGUGCCUUGACCAUAGACUGUUUUUACUAUGGACAGAAAGUGCAUUAAACUACAGCUGAACUUCGGUGUUAAGGUCCUUACACACCGGGGUCGACGCGAAUAUAGAACGCGAAAUUACUAAAUAUUCAGAGGUCAAUUUUGAUGCGCCUGACUAUACACAUCGAGCCCAAUGCGAUUUUGCGACUUUCCGAGGGGUAAAAGACGAGUCCUGGGGAAGACUUUUCCCAGGGAAAGUCCCGCCUCCUUCGCCUCUGAUUGGCUAGAAAAGCUGGAAACGUCAUCACACACUCAAGCCAAAUGGUCAGCACUUAUAGCCAAUCAGAGGCAGUAAGAUAAGCACAUGAAACUAUGGUAACAACCGUUAGCAUACGUUAGCGCAGAUGAAAGUUAAAACAAAGACGUUUAGCAAACUGUUAAAGCACACAAACCAUCAUCGUAUGAAAGAUCCGACACAAUGUUGUCCUUCAAGUUGUUAUCUUUGUAAUGUUUGUGUUUUUUAUCAAAAAGGACUCUGUUCUCUGACACGUAAACAAUCAGCCAGUCGGCCAUGUUGGAUAUACCGGUGAAUCAGACGUCGCAACAACACACAAUCUGAUUGGUCAGAAGUGGACACACAGUAUGCGAAACUUUGGAAAAAUCGACCAUCUGAAAAAAAAAUUCCGCAAUAUCGCACAACGGCAGAACGUCGCUGAUGGGAACACUUGUAUUGACAGGAUAUGGGUUUGAAAAAAAUAUUGAAAUCCGAAAUAAUCACACAACAACGGUCCCGGUGUGAAAGGACCUUUAAGCUGAGCUUUAAAGGUAAAAAGGUGUCUUCCUCCCAGACUCUAACUGGUAAAUGUUUCUGAAGAAUAAAUGAGGGCUUCAACUACUAUACUACAUUUGGAGACUUUGAAGCAUCUUAACAAGUCCUCCAUCACUGAGAAGAUGAUUCUAUCUUUUCUUUGUUUCUUUCAAGGGGUAUUAGUCGUCUUCAGGACCUCCCCUCCCGUGCUCUCCGGUGGCCCCUCGCUCCCCUUCGCCUCGCUCUACCAGACUCCAGAUGUUCUACAUAUUUUUUUGUGACUUUACAGAACCAAAAUCAACUCAAACAGACUCUUCCGGAUGCCGCACCUGAGCCCCCCCACUCUCCUUGCACCCACUCUGCCUCACCCCUUGUGAUGCCUUCCCCAAGACCCCACCUAUCCUCACCCUCCUGCAGCCUGUAGCUUUUUCUCUUCCACUGCCCCCUCUCACCCUCGCCUCACCUGAGUGUUAGUGUCGUCCUGAUAUGAAUCCUGGUGUUGUUACCGCCCCCUCCUCCCACACGCCUAACAACCUUUAGGGAAACCUUGCACACAAACACACCAUGCGCGCGCACACGCACACACACACACACAAAAGAGAUACACCUUCAUUCCACACAUGCAAUAAACACACACAUACAGUUUCUAAAGUCGAUGCCAGCACAGACGCACACACUGGGCAAACCACAACAAUGACUCACUGUGUGACUGAGGCAGGGUGUGUGAGGGUGUGUGGUCCUAUCUUGGUAUGCCUUUCUCUCCAUCAUAGCUUCAAAAUGUGUGUGCAUGUGUAGCUGCCGGUGAAUCAAAUAAAUCCCGCCAGGCGUGACGAACAGGUCUCACUCUGUUGUGUGUGUGUGCAGUAGUUAGUUAGCUAAGAUAGUCUGCAUGAAAACGUGUGUAGAAUGACUCGUCCCGUGUCGUAACAGUAGAGUAGCAGCUGUUUUGUGUAGCUUCGUUCGGCUUAGUGUGUGUUUGGCCUCGAACAUUUAUUAGAAACAGGGUUAUCACACAACUAGGAAGCAAUACAUAGCGCUCACUUUUUCUUAGCUGUCAGGUCGACAACUUGAUUGAUCAGUGGUGCAUGGGGGAAACAAAAGCAGUUGAGCCACUUGGCGUCAUGUAGCGUCAAAUUAAACAUUUUUAGAGAACGACCUCCAAAGCAAUAUAAAAUAAGAACCAAAUUGUUCAUGGAAACCAUGACGAUUCCCUUCUACAUAAAUAGAACCAAAAAAAAUCACGUUUAUCGAACCGCGUGAGAAAAGUGUUUACAAGUAUCCAAAGCAUGCACCUUUACUGUGAAAGGAAAUGUUUCAAAUUUAACUGCUUGGUUUCUAAAAUACUACACGCUAAUUUUGUAACAAUUGAACAAACUGACUCGGAACGAAGUGUCAAUGAUGUGCUGUGAAGCCCAACGAUAGCAGUGGAAAAGUCAAAACAGGCAGAGAUAAGGCGGGCCAAUAUGUACACUGCGCCACCUGUCAGUCAAAUUAGCCACACCCCUUUUUAACGCCUCAUUAUGCAAGACUUGUAGCAUGAAUUCUCUCCCCAACAAAUCUUUUGAAUACAGAAAGAGGCCAAUAAGAAACCAAUAUUUAUACAUGUUUCAUUCUGAUGACACGAUUAUCAGGAUUCUUUGGCUUUUAAGGUCUGCCUCAAGUGGACACUAGAGGUACUGCAGUCUUAUUCCUUAAAGUUGUCUUUUGGUUUUAAUGUUUCAAGCUCCAGUUAGGUUAAGUUAGGGUUUUAUUAAACAAAGCUGUAGGAAAUUGUUAAAGAAAGCUAGGGUAGAUGCAAGCAGCUGGUACCAAUCAUUUCUUGUUGUUGUUGAUGCGUAGUUGCAUUUUUCGUCUUUGUGUGCAUGCCAUUGAGAGAAACAAGCGAGUAGCCCAAAUUCCUGCGAUGAAAAAAAAAACUCAAUUUUAAACCCUGAGAAAGCAGAAUGAAGGUUUAGGUUUAAGCAUAUACUAGCUUUAUGUGUAGUUCUUUGUCCAGCUUGAAUUCUGGGAAAUGUAGUUGUUUUUUAAAGGGUAGUCAGCGUCACUCUUACUGGUCCAAACCUUGUUAUCCCAAAUGCCCCGCCCAUUAACUGUCUAAGCCAAUCAGAGGACUUCCGUCUCCUGUCGGUCGCCUCUCACUGCUUGUCUGCCCAGCAUCAGUGUGUGUGUCUGUAAGCACUGUAUGUGUGUGUUAAAUAAAUAUGUGUGUUAACAUAGAUCCUGUUCUGCCAGCAAUGUGCGUGUGUGUGUGCUUGUGUGUGUGUUUGUGUCUGGAGCAGGUUUGUGUGUUUUUACUUUGAGGCCAAUGGAAACUGAUGACUGCAUGUUGCCUUAUGAAGCAAUCUGACAUUCACACACUCGCACACACAGAUUACACGCAACACCUGACUUACACUUACACAUACACAGCACACUCCACACAACACUAAAUCACAAUUCCUACAAAAACACAUAUUGCACACCAUGUUUAAGUUGGCAUCGAAGCAGAUUCGCUGAUUUUAUAAACAGUACCAGUGAAAUUAAAAGGUUUUGUUGAAAUCCAACAAC
This is a messenger RNA of Xyrichtys novacula (pearly razorfish), 11323 nucleotides long. NCBI's taxonomy places the organism in Eukaryota, Metazoa, Chordata, Actinopteri, Labriformes, Labridae. The record is from the annotation of a GenBank genome assembly.